UUUACUAUUAUAAAAAUGAUCGUAACGGAAAUCAAUUUGGAAGAGUUGUUUUUUUCUCUUCUGUUGAGACAAUGCUCGGGCGAGAGUAGGGGUCGAAAAGGGCGUGUUUGGAGAAAGGAGAUCACCAGGAAGUCAAACAUAUAUAACGUGGAGAACCCCUCAUGUGCACACACUCUCACUGAAACGGUUCACCAGAUCAUCUCUCCCACCAUGAAAUUCCUCGUCUUGACACUCCUGGCUAUGGUAGCCGUCGCCCGAGGUGAACGCGGGCAAGAGAAGCGCGGUGUGGCCGCGGGGCAGCAGACUUACGCCGCCCCCGCGUCCAUCGCUUACUCUAAAGUGCAGCAGCCGGUGGCCAAAGUGGCCGCCGCGCCCGGGCAGUACUAUCAGCCGCAGCCCCAGGCCUACGCCUUCCCGGCCCAGCAAUACCAGCCUCAAACUGUGGCCUACCAGUCCGCCCCUCAGCCCGCUGCUAAGCAGGUGGUCGCGUACAAGCAGCCCUACUCCUUAGCCAACGAUGUCUCGUCUUUCACGUACUCAAGCCCCGUGGUGACUUACAACAACCUGGGGCUGCUUUCACAAGUCGUGGGGAAAUUAGCUGGGGCUCAUCAAGCUAAAGCUGCAGCUCCCGCACCAGCCCCUGUCGCGUACCAAGCUCCAGUACAGAAGUUUGCUUAUUCUCAACCGGCCCAACUCGCGUACGCCCAAGCCCCUCAACAGAAAAUUGUCGCCGCAGCCCCUCAACAGUAUUUCGCUCCUGCUCCAGCGCCACAACAAGCCUACGUCUCAGCGCCACAACAAACCUACGUCUCAGCCCCACAAGCUCAGACUUAUCAAGCGGCACAGACCUACACCGCACAAACAGCCCCACAAAGCAUUUAUUCACAAGCCCCCCAGUAUUAUAGUGUGCCCCAAGCUAAACAAGCCACUCCAGGAGUCGGAUACGCUCAGUGAUGAGGAGAUUUAGUCAUUUUUGUACAUAUUUAUAGUUGUUACGUACCGUGAGGUGUUAUUUAAUAAAGGAUUUUUUUAAUC
Tribolium madens (black flour beetle) is the source of this 1035-nucleotide messenger RNA. Its product is annotated as cuticle protein 16.5-like. Bases 16 to 954 code for a protein of 312 amino acids. The record is from RefSeq and is a predicted model, not a curated record. Lineage: Eukaryota; Metazoa; Arthropoda; Insecta; Coleoptera; Tenebrionidae. The transcript has 4 exons.